Tripterygium wilfordii is the source of this 1296-nucleotide messenger RNA. RefSeq names its product NAC domain-containing protein 6-like. The transcript is spliced from 3 exons. Gene Ontology annotation, biological process: regulation of DNA-templated transcription. The coding region runs from base 110 to 1012 and encodes 300 amino acids. Lineage: Eukaryota; Viridiplantae; Streptophyta; Magnoliopsida; Celastrales; Celastraceae. The record is from RefSeq and is a predicted model, not a curated record. Gene Ontology annotation, molecular function: DNA binding.
UAAUCAAACCCACUAACCAUGCUUAAAAAAGCAAUUAAUCAUACCACUAUAAAUACUCCCUCCACUUCACAAAAAGAAACAUCAAAACAUUCAGCACCCUUUCACUACUAUGGAUACUAGUACUACUAUCAUGACACCACAGCUUCAACUUCCAGGCUUUAGAUUCCAUCCAACAGAAGAAGAACUCCUUGAUUUCUACCUUAAAAACAUUAUCUAUGGCAAGGGUUUACAUCUUGACAUAAUUGGGAUUCGUAACAUUUAUCUCCACGAUCCUUGGGACUUGCCAGGAUUGUCUAAGCUUAAUGGAGAGAGGGAGUGGUACUUCUUUGUCCCAAGAGACAGGAGAAAUGGCAAUGGAGGAAGGCCUAACAGGACAACAGAGAAGGGGUUUUGGAAGGCAACUGGUUCUGACAGGAAAAUUGUUAGCCUCUCUGAUCCAAAGAGGAUUAUUGGACUUAGAAAGACUCUUGUUUUCUAUAGAGGCAGAGCACCAAGAGGAAGCAAGACUGAUUGGAUCAUGAAUGAGUAUCGCCUGCCUCAUUCUUGCAACUCUACUGAUAAGGACAUUGUGUUGUGCAAGAUAUACAGGAAGGCAACUUCCUUGAAAGCCCUGGAGCAGAUAGCAGCAAUGGAGGAAGAGAUGAAGACAACUAGUUCAAUUACUUAUACUUCAACCCAUUCAUCUCCAUCUCCACCAUCAUCGCCACAAAUCUCUUCAUUGGACACCAUGUCAUUUUGCCAUGAAGAGUCAAUUGCACCUACUUGUGAACCCAAUUGGGUUUUGAAGCAAGAAGCAGAAGGAGAAGAAGAGAAAAAAGGACAGGCCCAAGAGACUAGUAAUGGGUCUUCUCUAAAAUUGCCAAUGGGCCUUGGAAAGUUGCCGGAGCUCCAAGUACCCAAAUUGUGCAUGGGCUUGGAAUGGAACCAAGACCCAUUCUUGUUGACACCCAUAAUUAGUCCUUGGCUCCACAAUUUUACCACUCCGACUUAUGCUAAUGUUCUCAAUUUCUAGUGGUUUCUGUAGAUAAUCAGUGAAGCAAAUUAGGUAACUAGUAGGACUUUUCUAGCUGUGUUAUCUCCUCUUGCUCAGUAACAACAGUGUGUUUGAGCAUAGUUUUUUAAGAGAAGAGGGUGACAAUAACUGUGAUCCCAAGUUUGGAAGCAGAGUAAGCAUGUCUAGUUGUUCAUUGAAGUCCCAAGUAAAAUCUACUACUUUGUGUUUUCCCCCUACUUUGUUCGUUUGAAGUUUAGUUUCUUUUUAUAAGUGCUUUCCAUGGGUCAUCCAUUGGACAUUAA